Asparagus officinalis (garden asparagus) is the source of this 2171-nucleotide messenger RNA. Its product is annotated as probable RNA polymerase II transcription factor B subunit 1-1. Lineage: Eukaryota; Viridiplantae; Streptophyta; Magnoliopsida; Asparagales; Asparagaceae. The transcript has 21 exons. Gene Ontology annotation, cellular component: transcription factor TFIIH holo complex; transcription factor TFIIH core complex. The record is from RefSeq and is a predicted model, not a curated record. Bases 67 to 1884 code for a protein of 605 amino acids. Gene Ontology annotation, biological process: nucleotide-excision repair; transcription by RNA polymerase I; transcription by RNA polymerase II.
CGCCUCCGAUUAUCAAUUCGUUUCUUUAAUCAGGUUUAAUCGAAGAUCUCGAUCUCGAAUCGAGCAAUGGCGGCGAUCACCAUGAAGGUUAAGUACAAGACCAGCGUCAAAGACCCUGGGGUCCCUGGAGUUCUCAAAAUGAACGAGGAGAAAUUUGUUUUUGUUCCUAAUGAUCCUAGGUCUUCAGCGUCAAAGCUUAAUGUGGGGUUUAAGAACAUUAAAGGUCACAAGUUUAGUAAAGAUGGGUCUAAACAAGCAUUGUUGAAUCUUACACUGGAUUCUGAGAAGGGUGGAGGUUACAUUUUUGAGUUUGAUAAUUUUCCGGACCGCAAUGCUUGCCGAGAUUUUGUUGGAAAAGUACUUGGAAAGUUUCAGUCUGUUGCAUCCUCUACAAAAGACCAAGCAGUACCCGAAAAGUCCAAUGCUACAGUUCAUGCAGAACAGCUUAGUGCCUCGGAGAUGGAGCGUCGGAUGAAACUGUUGCGAGAUGAUAGUGAAUUGCAGAAACUGCAUAAGGAAUUUGUCAUUGGCGGUGUUUUGACUGAAUCAGAGUUCUGGCGCCAGGACAAGAAUUUACUUGGUAAUGACGGUCGUAGAACAUUAAAGCAACGGACGGGGCUCAAAAGUGCCAUGCUUGCAGAUGUCAGGCCAUCAGCUGAUGGUCGGGCGAAUAAAGUUAUGUUUAGCUUGACCCCAGAGAUUAUCCAUCAGAUUUUUGUUGAAAAACCGGCUGUUCUUCGUGCAUUUUUGAAUUAUGUGCCAAGAAAGAUGUCGGAAAAAGAUUUUUGGACAAAAUACUGUCGAGCAGAAUAUUUGCAAUGGUCCAAGAAUUCUGCAACAGUUGCUGCAGAGGCAGCUGAAGAUGAGGAUCUUGCAAUAUUUUUGAAGCAGGAUGAUAUAUUGGCCAAUGAAGCUCGCCGAAAGAUGAGACGUGUGGAUCCGACAUUAGACAUGGAAGCUGAUCUUGGGGAUGACUACCUGCAUCUUCCAGAUCAUGGUAUUUUGCGUGAUGGAACCAAGGAAGUUGUCGAUACUGACAAUGAGCUAUCAAAGAGGUCGAUCUCGCAGGAUCUUAAUCGGCAUGCAGCUGUUGUCCUUGAAGGCAGGCCAUUAGACAUGGAGUUGGGAGACACACGGACUGUUGCUGAAGCUCUUGCAAGGUCCAGACAAGCCGAGUCCAAUGAAACAUCAGAUGAGAAUGAAGACUUGGAACGCCUAGAAAGGGUUUCUCGCAUGACUGAAAUUGAGGACCUUCAAGGCCCUCAAAACCUUCCAUAUGCACCACUAUGCAUCAAGGAUCCACAUGAGUACUUUGAUUGUCAACUAGCAAAUGCCCUAAAGGCUUUAGGUGACAGUGGCGCUGGAAUAAAACCUGAUUGCAGUCUUAACGCUGAGGAAGCCUAUGUUUAUUUAGCAGAGCAAAUCUCUGAGGUGAAAUUCCGUGGGUUGAAUGAUCCAGUUGUUCAACCUGAAAUAGCACUGAAGGUUCUUAAUGGAUUGAAUCAACAUAUUUCAAGUACCAAAUUUCAUUUUGGGAAGAGUCCACAAGAGAGCGUCCUUGAUACGCUGCCCAACAGGACAAAAGAGGAGCUCUUGCACAACUGGACAUCUAUCCAGGAGUUGCUUCGCCAUUUCUGGUCGUCAUAUCCAAUGACAACAACAUAUCUGUAUCAUAAGGUUUUAAAGCUGAAAGAUGCCAUGACGCAGAUCUAUCUGAAGCUUCAGAAAAUAAAGGAAUCAGUGCAGUCAGAUUACAGGCAUCAGGUCUCUCUCCUUGUGCAGCCAAUGCUCCAGGCUUUGGAUGCGGCUUUUGCUCACUACGAUACUGAGCAACAAAAGCAGUCCACAAAAUCUGGUGCUAAGCCUAAUGGAUUUGUUCAGUAAAAUGCCAUUUCACAUGCUGCAACAUUCUUAUGUGUACAUUGAAUUAAUUUUUGGUAUCAAAUAUAAUAUUAUGAGUUAAUGUUUUUCCUGCGGGUAAGCCUUUUUUUAAUUGUAACUUCUCUAUACAGUAUUACAGUGUGUAGGUAUCUCUGCUUGUUAUAUUAUUCUACACAUCAUUCUCGGCUAAAUGUGAGCUGGCAAAACUGGAACAUAAAUUCCUGAUCGUGAAUAUUCGUAAUAAAAUUUCGCGGCGACAGUAUUGUGGGUCGUUGAGGCAGUUCAACUUG